CAGUAAUGAUGAUAGUAUCAAUGCUAAUGCUAAUGCCAAUAAAAUUGCAAAUGAUAAUGAUAAUGCUUAUGAUAAUGCCAGUGACAACGAUUAUUAUAAGACUGAUAAUAUCAGUAAUGAUGAUAGUAUCAAUGCUAAUGCUAAUGCCAAUAAGAUUGCAAAUGGUAAUGAUAAUGCUUAUGAUAAUGCCAGUGACAACGAUCAUUAUAAGACUGAUAAUAUCAGUAAUGAUGAUAGUAUCAAUGCUAAUGCUAAUGCCAAUAAGAUUGCAAAUCAUAAUGAUAAUGCUUAUGAUAAUGCCAGUGACAACGAUCAUUAUAAGACUGAUAAUGUGUAUGUUAAUGUUAUUGGCAAUGUUAAUAAUAAUCUUUAA
Messenger RNA from Glossina fuscipes, 373 nucleotides. RefSeq names its product glycosyltransferase-like protein gnt13. The record is from RefSeq and is a predicted model, not a curated record. The annotation marks the transcript as partial. Lineage: Eukaryota; Metazoa; Arthropoda; Insecta; Diptera; Glossinidae. The transcript is spliced from 3 exons.